This is a messenger RNA of Trichoderma aggressivum f. europaeum, 1461 nucleotides long. RefSeq names its product CAZyme family GH72. Lineage: Eukaryota; Fungi; Ascomycota; Sordariomycetes; Hypocreales; Hypocreaceae. The transcript has 2 exons. Gene Ontology annotation, biological process: fungal-type cell wall organization; fungal-type cell wall (1->3)-beta-D-glucan biosynthetic process. Bases 1 to 1461 code for a protein of 486 amino acids. The record is from RefSeq and is a predicted model, not a curated record. Gene Ontology annotation, cellular component: plasma membrane. Gene Ontology annotation, molecular function: 1,3-beta-glucanosyltransferase activity.
AUGCAAUCUGCUCUCGUGGCUCUUGCCGCCACCGUCGUGGGAGCCGUCAAGCCUCUCUCUAUCAAGGGAACCGACUUCGUCGACGCCGACGGCAACAAGUUCCAGCUUGUUGGUGUUGCGUACCAGCCCGGCGGCAGUGCAGGAUACAACCCCAAGGAGGGCAAGGAUCCUCUCAGCGAUGCCGAUACCUGCAUGCGUGAUGCUGCACUUCUGCAGGUCAUGGGUGUCAACGCUAUUCGCGUCUACAACCUCGACCCUAACCUCAACCACGACGAGUGCGCCAGUAUCUUCAAUGCCGCUGGCAUGUACAUGAUCCUAGAUGUCAACUCUCCUCUGGUCGGCGAGGCUAUCACCUCGUUUGAGCCCUGGACCAGCUACUAUGAAGCCUACUCUAACCGCACCUUUGCCAUCGCCGAGGCCUUCAGCAACUACCCCAACACCUUGCUCUUCUUCUCCGGAAAUGAAGUCAUCAAUGACGUCCCUUCCGCCGAAUUUGUUCCCCCCUAUCUUCGUGCCGUCACCCGUGACCUGAAGAACUACAUCAAGAAGAACAUCAAGCGUCAGGUUCCCGUUGGCUACUCGGCUGCUGACGUCCGCGAGGUUCUUUGGGACACCUGGAACUACAUGCAGUGCUCCGAGGACGGCGAUGCCAAUGAUAUGAGCCGUGCCGAUGUCUUCGCCAUCAACUCGUACAGCUGGUGCGGCCCAGAUGCCACAUACCAGAGCUCGUCCUACGAUGUCUUGACCGAGAACUUCGGCAACACCUCCAUCCCCGUCUUCUUCUCCGAGUACGGCUGCAACACCCCCAUGCCCCGCUACUGGAACGAGACGCAGGCCAUCUACGGCCCCGAGAUGACGCCCGUCUUUUCCGGCGGUGUCGUUUACGAGUACACCGAGGAGGAAAACCACUACGGCCUUGUUAACAUCACCGGCGACACCCUGACCAUCCUCGGCGACUACAACCGUCUCAAGGCCCAGCUUGCCAAGAUCAACUGGGAGAAGGUUCAGACGCAAAAGGCCUCCACCAAGGCCCCGGCUGCUCCCAAGUGCUCCUCCAAGCUCAUCCAGGUCAAGGGUUUCGACAACAACUUCACCCUGCCCGUUCCCCCUCCCGGUGUCCAGGGCCUCAUCGACAACGGCAUCAGCCACAAGCCCAAGGGUGCCCUUGUCAAGAUCUCCGACUGGAACGUCAAGCUCAACGUCGCGGAUGCUCAGGGCAACAAGAUGACCGGCCUCAAGGUUGUUCCUCUCGAUGACGAUGAGAGCAACUGGAGCGGCAAGAACUCGGCCGACACCGGCUCUAGCAACACCACCUCGAGCGACAAGGAUUCUUCCUCGUCCUCGUCCAACAACUCGUCAUCUAAGAGCGGCGACAACAAGGAUAAGGAUAGUGCCGCUGCUUGGAUGCGCCCUGUUUCCGUGGCCCUUGCUCUGCCCUUGGUGGCCAUGUUCUUUAUCUAA